ACUGAUCCAGAUUUUGAUUUGGACAUCAAAGACGAGGUUGAAGAAGAAUGUUUGAAGUUUGGCCCAGUGAAACAUAUUUUUGUUGACAAGAACAGCAAAGGCCAUGUUUACUUGCGAUUCGACUCUGUGGCAUCGGCAGCUAAUUGCCAGCGUGCAAUGCACGGAAGAUGGUAUGCACGGAGGUGUAUAUCCGCUAUAUAUAUGCGACCUCAGGAGUACGAAGCCAAGUUCGGGAGCUCUUAGGAAUCGCUUUUGCAUAUUGAGCAGUACAAGUAUCUUCUACUUUUCCGUUCGGCCAUUGAAGCACUCAUUCAUCGAAGCAUAUCGGGCAACUGUUUUGGUUUAGCGGAUUAGAUUUUGUUACUAAGGGCAACACAUGGAUCGCAUACCGAGUUGAAUAUUUUGUCAUGGCCCAUUGGCAUCACAUUUACUUUGUUUUGUAAUUGAGAGCUCAGAUGAAACUGUCUUUCUGUGAUCUAAUUUCUAUGUAGUUUGAGCAAGAAUACUUGAUUUUCGGAAAUACUAAUAAUUUUCUUUACUAUAUGUAGAUUUGUUUUUUAUUGAUGGUGUUUUUCUACUGGGAUACUGUUUGAGCUCUAUUGUAUACAGCACAUAUUUUGCUUUACGAGACGGAAAUAUGGGUGUAGUUA
Messenger RNA from Ananas comosus (pineapple), 650 nucleotides. Its product is annotated as RNA-binding protein 39-like. Gene Ontology annotation, molecular function: RNA binding. The record is from RefSeq and is a predicted model, not a curated record. Gene Ontology annotation, cellular component: nucleus. NCBI's taxonomy places the organism in Eukaryota, Viridiplantae, Streptophyta, Magnoliopsida, Poales, Bromeliaceae. Gene Ontology annotation, biological process: mRNA processing.